CACCAUUGCCGCCGUCAACAACCUUCUCCGGCAACUCUCACCGGGAUCUCAUCGGAAAAUUCUCACCGGAGAAAAACAAAAAAACACUUCCCACCGCCAUUGCUGUUGCUGUUUCAAGCAGAAUUUGCUAACAAACACUACGUUUCUUGUUUCCUUUCUCUCUAAUUGAGUUCAACACAAUGCCAUUGAAAACUCUUGAGAGUUAGUCUCAAUCUCCAAUUCUCCAUGCUUAUGCAGUUGCAUUGCUCCUUCACUGCAACUAAUGAAAGCUACAUUGCCAACAUAGUUUAGCGUUUCACGAGCAUUGAAAACUUCAUCUAGUGUUUUUAUGGUUCCAAGGUGUUACCUGCAUAUGUGAAUUUCAUGAUAUGAUAGGAGGUCAAAGAUUUUUUUUUAAUUAGCAUUUAUUUUUUCUAUGUUGUAAGAUCCAAACUUUCCUCAGUAUUGGUUUUGGUGUUUAUUCUGGGAAUUUAUUAUGCAUCACUAAGUCCAAGGUUCUUAUUUAUUAUAUAUAAAUAGUAUAUUAGUAUAGUAUUUCAUAAUUCAUAGUUCUAAUUUCUUAAGGCUUUGAUUGAAUUGAAGAGUUAAUUAACCAAUUAGAGAGAAUUUGAAUGAUGCUGAGGUGGGGAAAGGAGCAUGAUCAUGAGAGUGAGGAAAUGGAGGUGAUAGGGUUCAAUGUUUUGGGUUCUGGAGAUGAAGGUGUAAUCAAAUCCAAUAAUAAUAAGAGGUUGGUUAUAAGGUCUAGUAGGAUUAAGGUGUGGAUGGCUCGUGCCAUAACCACUGUGUUAAUUUGGACCAGUGUGGUUCAGAUUAUGUCAAUUGGUGAAUUAUGGGGUCCAAGAUUCUUGAAGGGUAUGCCUUAUUAUUGUUUCAAUCACCAUCCUUCAGAUUCAUCUUCUCAGGCCAUAGUAGAAAAGCCUUUUGUUCUUCCACAUAAUAGGGCUAUUGUUCUCCCACCCAAAAGGAUUUAUAAGAACAAUGGUUAUCUUGUGGUUUCUUGCAAUGGAGGGCUCAAUCAAAUGAGAGCAGCAAUAUGUGACAUGGUUGCUAUUGCUAGACAUUUGAAUGCAACUCUUAUAGUUCCAGAACUGGAUAAAACAUCUUUCUGGGCUGAUCCAAGUGAGUUCCAAGACAUAUUUGAUGUAGAUAAUUUCAUUGCAUCAUUGAGAGAUGAGGUUAGAAUAUUGAAGCAACUACCACCUAGACUCGAGAGAAGGGUAAAAUUGGGAUUAUUUCAUUCAUUGCCACCAGUCAGUUGGUCUGGUAUAUCUUACUAUGAAAAACAGAUCCUUCCUCUCUUGAGGAACCACAAGGUUUUGCACCUAAAUCGGACCGAUGCCCGGCUCGCGAAUAAUGGACUACCACCAGAGAUUCAGAGGCUUCGUUGCAGGGUAAAUUUCCAGGCAUUGAGGUUUACUUCCCAGAUAGAGGAACUUGGUAGAAGAAUUGUUAGCAUUUUGAGGUCAAGAGGGCCAUUUCUUGUGCUUCAUCUUAGAUAUGAGAUGGACAUGUUAGCCUUUUCUGGAUGCACUCAUGGAUGUGACUCCAAAGAGGUGGAGGAACUCACAAGAAUGAGAUAUGCUUAUCCAUGGUGGAAGGAAAAAGUGAUUAAUUCUGAGCUUAAGAGACAAGAUGGUUUAUGCCCUUUGACACCAGAGGAAAUAGCUCUGAUAUUGACAGCACUAGGCAUAGAUCAAACUUAUCAAGUUUAUAUUGCUGCUGGAGAAAUAUAUGGUGGAAGGAGAAGGAUGCAAAAUUUGCUUUCAGCUUUUCCUAAUGUGGUAAGGAAGGAAACUCUGUUGGAACCUUCAGAUUUGAUGUAUUUCCAAAACCACUCAUCACAAAUGGCUGCAUUGGAUUAUCUUGUGUCACUGGAGAGUGACAUAUUUAUUCCAACAUAUGAUGGUAACAUGGCUAAAGUUGUUGAAGGCCAUAGAAGAUUCCUAGGUUUCAAAAAGACUAUACAACUAGAUAGGAAGAUUUUGGUGCGGCUGAUAGAUCAAUACAACAAUGGCUCAUUAAGCUGGGAUGAAUUUUCAGAUGUUGUUAAGAAAGUUCAUGCUAAUAGAAUGGGAAGCCAGAAAAGAAGAGUUGUAAUCCCAGAAAGACCAAAAGAAGAAGAUUAUUUUUAUUCUAAUCCUCAGGAAUGUUUACAAUUGCAAGAUGAACCACUGAUGAGAAGCACAUGAUUAUUGCCACUUGAUUUUUGUUCAUAGUCCUCCAACUAAAUGAAAAUUGCAAAUUUGUACCAUGUUAUGUUAUUCAAGGUGGCUUAUUGGCUAUGCUUUUCACAAGAAUCAUGAAGAUAAAUAAUUACAUAAGUUUCAACAUUUUGAGGGACAGGUUCUUGUGUAAAGCAAUAGCAAAGUGUUGUUGAGUCUUAUACACUGUACAAAUUAAAUGAGCAAAAA
Arachis stenosperma is the source of this 2411-nucleotide messenger RNA. Its product is annotated as rhamnogalacturonan I rhamnosyltransferase 1-like. The record is from RefSeq and is a predicted model, not a curated record. The coding region runs from base 612 to 2189 and encodes 525 amino acids. The transcript is spliced from 8 exons. Lineage: Eukaryota; Viridiplantae; Streptophyta; Magnoliopsida; Fabales; Fabaceae. Gene Ontology annotation, cellular component: cytoplasm.